Fomitiporia mediterranea MF3/22 is the source of this 237-nucleotide messenger RNA. RefSeq lists its product as uncharacterized. The record is from RefSeq and is a predicted model, not a curated record. Gene Ontology annotation, cellular component: RNA polymerase III complex; RNA polymerase II, core complex; RNA polymerase I complex. Gene Ontology annotation, biological process: transcription by RNA polymerase I; transcription by RNA polymerase II; tRNA transcription by RNA polymerase III. Lineage: Eukaryota; Fungi; Basidiomycota; Agaricomycetes; Hymenochaetales; Hymenochaetaceae. Gene Ontology annotation, molecular function: zinc ion binding; DNA-directed RNA polymerase activity; DNA binding. The transcript is spliced from 2 exons. The annotation marks the transcript as partial.
AUCAUUCCUGUACGCUGCUUCUCGUGCGGUAAAGUCGUGGGCGACAAAUGGAACGAGUACAUGGCAUUACUCUCUCAAGGAAUUAGUGAAGGUGACGUGCUGGAUGAAUUGCAGCUAAAACGAUAUUGUUGUCGACGUAUGGUCCUGACACAUGUCGACCUGAUCGAGAAACUGUUGCAUUAUAACAGUGCGUGUCUUACAACAGUCUACUUUGGAAAGUGGAUGAUGUUUAUCUAA